CUUGGAACAGGGAAUGCCACAGAGUUCUUUUCCUUUCCACCAAUCAAGGCCAUCUACUAGAAAUUGGGAAGAUAUUUCAAUCAAGGAAGAAAUAGCUCUUCUCCUAAGAUGGAAUCUGUGAUUUGGGAAUGUGGUUGAUCAACUUGAUAUGUUGGCCAAAUGUGCCCUAUAUAAUGAAAAGAAGAGACAAGAUGAUGUCAUUUUCCCAUAUUGUGAAACCAAAAACAAAUGCCUUUUGUGAGACCAAGCUAACAAACCUCUGACAGAGCAAAGAGUGUUUAAAUGUUUGAAGAACUUAACAGUAAGAUACCGAAGAAGUGCUUUCAAACUGAGACCUGAAGGUGUAUAUUAUUCUAAAAUAUGUAUUGAGUAGGCCUGGUCAUCCAAAUCUCAUUCUGAUCCAGGAAGAAUGGCUAUGAGUUGGAUCAUCUUCUAUCUUUGGCUCUUGACCAUGUUUGUGGGGCAUAUAGGUGGGCACAGUUUGUUUUCGUGUGAACCUAUUACCUUGAGGAUGUGUCAAGAUUUGCCUUAUAAUACUACCUUCAUGCCUAAUCUUCUAAAUCAUUACGACCAACAGACAGCAGCUUUAGCAAUGGAGCCAUUCCAUCCCAUGGUGAAUCUGGAUUGCUCCCGGGAUUUCCGGCCAUUUCUUUGUGCACUCUAUGCUCCUAUUUGUAUGGAAUAUGGACGCGUCACACUUCCCUGCCGCAGGCUGUGUCAGCGGGCCUACAGCGAGUGCUCAAAGCUCAUGGAGAUGUUUGGUGUCCCUUGGCCUGAAGAUAUGGAAUGCAGUAGGUUUCCAGAUUGCGACGAGCCAUAUCCUCGACUCGUGGAUCUGAAUUUAGUUGGAGAUCCCACUGAAGGAGCCCCAGUAGCAGUGCAGAGGGACUAUGGUUUUUGGUGUCCCCGAGAGUUGAAAAUCGACCCUGAUCUUGGUUAUUCUUUUUUGCACGUGCGGGAUUGUUCACCGCCUUGUCCAAAUAUGUACUUCAGGAGAGAAGAACUGUCGUUUGCACGCUACUUCAUAGGAUUGAUUUCAAUCAUUUGCCUCUCUGCCACCUUGUUUACUUUUUUAACAUUUUUGAUUGACGUCACAAGAUUCCGUUAUCCUGAAAGGCCUAUUAUAUUUUAUGCCGUCUGCUAUAUGAUGGUAUCAUUAAUUUUCUUCAUUGGGUUUUUGCUUGAGGAUCGAGUAGCCUGCAAUGCAUCUAUCCCUGCCCAGUAUAAGGCUUCCACAGUGACACAAGGAUCUCAUAAUAAAGCCUGUACCAUGCUUUUCAUGGUACUCUAUUUUUUCACUAUGGCUGGCAGUGUAUGGUGGGUAAUUCUUACCAUCACAUGGUUUUUAGCAGCUGUGCCAAAGUGGGGUAGUGAAGCAAUUGAGAAGAAAGCAUUGCUGUUUCACGCCAGUGCAUGGGGCAUUCCUGGAACACUGACUAUCAUCCUUUUAGCGAUGAAUAAAAUUGAAGGUGACAAUAUUAGUGGCGUGUGUUUUGUUGGCCUCUACGAUGUUGAUGCAUUAAGAUACUUUGUUCUUGCUCCCCUCUGCCUGUAUGUGGUAGUUGGGGUUUCUCUCCUCUUAGCCGGCAUUAUUUCCCUAAACAGGGUACGGAUUGAGAUUCCCUUAGAAAAGGAGAACCAAGAUAAAUUAGUGAAGUUUAUGAUCCGGAUUGGUGUUUUCAGCAUUCUUUAUCUCGUGCCACUCUUGGUUGUAAUUGGAUGCUACUUUUAUGAGCAAGCUUACCGUGGCAUCUGGGAAACAACUUGGAUACAAGAACGCUGCAGAGAAUAUCACAUUCCAUGUCCAUAUCAGGUUACUCAGAUGAGUCGUCCGGACCUGAUUCUCUUUCUGAUGAAAUACCUGAUGGCUCUGAUCGUUGGCAUCCCCUCUAUUUUUUGGGUUGGAAGCAAAAAGACUUGCUUUGAAUGGGCAAGUUUUUUUCAUGGCCGUAGGAAAAAAGAGAUGGUCAAUGAGAGCCGACAGGUGCUACAGGAACCUGACUUUGCCCAGUCACUCCUGAGGGACCCAAACACACCUAUUAUAAGAAAAUCAAGGGGAACUUCAACUCAAGGAACUUCCACACAUGCUUCCUCAACUCAGCUGGCUAUGGUGGACGAUCAAAGAAGUAAAGCAGGGAGUGUCCAUAGCAAAGUGAGCAGCUACCAUGGAAGCCUACACAGGUCACGUGAUGGCAGGUACACGCCCUGCAGUUACCGAGGAAUGGAAGAGAGACUACCUCAUGGCAGCAUGUCACGACUGACCGACCACUCCAGGCACAGCAGCUCCCACCGGCUCAACGAGCAGUCACGACAUGGCAGCACCAGAGAUCUCAGUAACAAUCCCAUGACCCACAUCACCCACGGCACCAGCAUGAAUCGUGUCAUCGAGGAGGAUGGAACUAGCGCUUAAUUUGUCUCGUCCAAGAUGAAACGUGUGCUGUUAAAAGCAGGUUUAUUCUUUGCCUUCGCAUGACUGAUUGCUGUAACUCACCCUGCUUUCAGUUGAGUGCAGGGAGUCCAUUGAGAAGGUAGAUUAUUGCUUUUUGUAUUGUGUCCAACUUGGAACACCCACAAAGGCAUCUAAAACACUAAGAGUUAUAGCAUUUCAAAAAUAAUUCUUUCUAGGUUGUGAAGAGAUAAUUAUUUGUCUGGUGAGCAUUUUUAUAAGUCCACUUAUUUUCUAUUUAGAAAAAUCCUAUAUGUGUGGUGACUGCUUUGUAGUGACUUUGAUAUAAUAAUAUGAACUAGUUGUGAGAUAGCAUUCUGGUAGCUCUGUUACUAAAACAAAGUUUCAGAAUUAAAGAAAUUUUCUAUGCAAGGCUUAUUUCUCAGAUGAAUAGUAAGACUUUGUAGUUUUAUUUCCACUACAUGAGAAAAAGAACUGUUUUUUCAACUGUAGGAGACUUUGAUAAAUCAGCAAGGGUAUUUUAGCUAAUAAGAUACAAAUGCAACUGAAGAGCCUGAUGAGUCUGUGGGAGGAUCUCUCAAAAUUCUAUCCACAUAGUCCUCAGCCAGAGAUAUUCAGGAUUUUGAUUAAGCAAUGGAAGAAAAGCAGAGAUGGCCAUUUUCCCCCUGUAGUUGGUAUUGUUUUUAGUACUUUUGUAAAUAUUACUUUUACUGGCUGUGUUUUUAUACUAUCCAUAUGCAUGAUGGAAAAAUCUUAAUUGGUAGCCAUCUUUUCCCAAGUAACAGUAUUGAUUCAUAGAGAAUUUCUUCUUCAGAUCUGCUCCAUGGAGGCAUGUAUUAAGAUAAGCAUCACACAUUGUAAGGUCUUUUGUGGUAACCACAGUUACAAAAUGGUGAACUAUUUUCUCCGUAUUCAUGUUGUGAGAUGUGGCAUUGCCAAACCCACCAGACCUUGGUAUGCAGGUGAGCUGACUGUGUGUACGCCCAUUGCCCAGGAGCCAUGUAGCUACAGCUAGCUGCAGUUAGAUACAGCUUUCACCCCAUACUGAACAUAGUUUCUGGAUCAUUGUGGUUGACAGCUGACUAUAUAUACUUUUAAGUCCAAAGUGGUGAUUAAAUUGGGUAUUUGAGAUCAUUGUAGCUAAAUGGAGCAUGAUUAGUCUUGCUAAGAAUAUGUUUUAAUCUUAAAAAUAUCAAAAAGUCAAAAAUAUUUAACAUUUUAUCUUUACAUUUAAGUAAUUUACAGUAUGAACUGUGAAUUUUAUUAGGCAUGAAAUUGAUCAGGAGAGAAAGAAAUUUUCUGGAAAAUGCUGAUGUGUCACAUAGCAAACACAAGUGAUCCUCACCGUGAGUGCAGAUAAGAAUCACUUGGGGAAGUUGUGAUACCCAGCAUCCUCCUUCCUAUCAGAUGAGAAAUGCUA
Molecule: messenger RNA, 3827 nt
Organism: Dipodomys ordii (Ord's kangaroo rat)
Lineage: Eukaryota; Metazoa; Chordata; Mammalia; Rodentia; Heteromyidae
Gene: Fzd3
Product: frizzled class receptor 3
Exons: 7
Coding region: 410-2410 (666 amino acids)
Biological process (GO): non-canonical Wnt signaling pathway; canonical Wnt signaling pathway
Cellular component (GO): plasma membrane
Molecular function (GO): Wnt-protein binding; Wnt receptor activity
Source: RefSeq, a predicted model, not a curated record